This is a messenger RNA of Aspergillus calidoustus, 1982 nucleotides long. NCBI's taxonomy places the organism in Eukaryota, Fungi, Ascomycota, Eurotiomycetes, Eurotiales, Aspergillaceae. The record is from the annotation of a GenBank genome assembly.
UUAUUUUCUAGAUAGCACGUACCUGGUAUCUACGGACUUUAUCCGAGUGCGGCUACUACUAAUACUUCAUAGGAUCAUCAUUAUGCCUAAAAAGUGAAAGAAACCGUGCAGCAAUACCUGCUAUAAAACGGCCUCUCCUCGCCAGCGAGCCAACACAACAACAAUAAGACAGCCUCCUCUCUAAACCUCUUCUCAUCAACUCUCUCAUUCCCUCUCAUCUUCUAUCCACAAUGCCCCCUACACACCCACACCUCGCCGCCACCCCCACUGGCACCCGCCUAAUCGUCAAGGGCAAGCCAACCCUCCUCCUUCCCGGCGAACUGCACAACUCCUCCCUCUCCUCGCCCAAAUACAUGUCCACUGUCUGGCCGGCCAUGAAAGCCCACCACAUCAACACGCUGCUGGGCGCCGUAACCUGGGAAAUGAUCGAGCCCGUCGAGGGCGUCUUUGAUUUCUCCGCGCUCACGCAAAUCAUCCGCGACGCCCGCAUCCACGGGAUCCAGCUCGUCCUCCUCUGGUUCGGGAGCUACAAGAACGGACUCUCGACGUAUGCCCCCGGGUGGGUGAAGCGGGACCAUGUGCGUUUUCCACGCGUCAGGGUCUGGGAUCCAGAGCGGGGUGGGUAUAAGAGUAUCGAGAUGAUCUCUCCACUCUGUGAGGAAGGCGCGAGGGCAGAUGCGCGGGCGUUUGCGAAGCUCAUGGGCCAUAUCAAAGAGGUGGACGAGCAGUUUGCGACCGUCGUCAUGGUGCAGGUGGAGAAUGAGACGGGGUUACUGGGUGACUCGCGCGACCGGUCGCCCAGGGCGCAGGAGGCGUUUGAGCGCGGUGUUCCGCUGGACUUGCUGCGCCAUGUGUGUGAGCAUGCGAAUCUGCAUCCGCGAUUCGCGGAGCGAGUUGCGUCGUCACGGUUGCCCGACCCACGGACCCUUGCCGACGACGCUUCUGGUGGAGAAAUAGAACCCUACAGGUGGGAAACCAUCUUCGGUCCCGGCACUCGCGCCGACGAAGCGUUCAUGGCACACCACAUCUCGCGGUACGUCGGGACCGUGGCCGCGGCCGGAAAACGCGCCUACGCGCUCCCCAUGUACACCAACACCUGGCUCAACUUCGACGACCCCAGCGCCCUCGACAUGACCGGCUACCCGAUCGUCGUGGGCGGCGGCGCCCGACCGGGCAUCUACCCCUCUGGCGGCCCCUGUCCCCACGUGUCUGAUAUCUGGCGGUUCAACGCCCCGUCGCUCGACUUUCUCGCGCCGGAUCUGUACUUCCACGACUACGAGCGCGUGUGUGCCGAUUAUACGUUUCCCAGCGCGAAUCCGCUGUUUAUCCCGGAGCAGCGGCGGGAUGCGCAUGGGGCGCGGCGGGUCUGGGUCGCGUAUGCAAGCUACGGCGCAUUGGGGACCGCGCCGUUUGGCGUCGAUACCGGUGCCGAAGAGAUUGGUCGAGAAUACAAGCUUCUCGCGCAGACGAGUAGGUAUCUCCUGGAGAGCGCGGCAAGUCAACGCAUGGGCUUUUUCUUCGACCCGCUCCCUGAAUGUGGCUCUCCAGGGGGGAAAGAGAAAUGGACAAAGACCUUUGGCACCGUCCGAGUCAUUAUCGAGCGCGCCUUUGUGUUUGGGAAACCCGGGCCCGGCGCCGGAAUGGUCAUCCAGCUCGGCGACGCCGACUCGUACCGCUUCCUCGUCGUUGGCCGUGGGUUCCAGGUACGGUUCCGCGGGUUGGAGGCCGGGGUCACGUUUACGGGCAUUCUGGAGGCGCUGGAGAAGGAGGUUGCUUACCCUGAGGAGGGGGCUGGGAGCAACAGUGGGGAGAUCGAGUUGAGGACGCUGCGCGUGUUAAACGGGGAUGAGACGCGCAGUGGAGAGUUUCUCAUCAUGCCGAAUGAAGAGCCGGACUAUGGGGGGUUCCCUAUUGCGGUGACGAUUCCGGCGCGGACGUGUAUUGCGGAGGUCGAGGCAUAUACUAUCUCUGAGGGGCAUUAA